Molecule: messenger RNA, 1338 nt
Organism: Salvia splendens (bonfire salvia)
Lineage: Eukaryota; Viridiplantae; Streptophyta; Magnoliopsida; Lamiales; Lamiaceae
Product: protein BIG GRAIN 1-like B
Exons: 1
Coding region: 84-1100 (338 amino acids)
Biological process (GO): auxin-activated signaling pathway
Source: RefSeq, a predicted model, not a curated record
CUCUCUCUCUCUCUCUCUCUCUCUUCACAUUUGCUUUUCCUCUCACCCUUUUCUCUCCUAAGCAAUAGCCUCAAAAACCAAAAAUGUAUGCUCGAGAAAAAGUAAGUAGAGAUCAAAGCCAAAAAUCAAGAAGAAGAGACAAAACUCUGCCGUCAUUCUCCUCCACUCUCCUCGACGAAAUCUACCGUUCAAUCGACGGAAAUACCGACGAAAUCAACGGCUACGAUUCAACCAGGAGUUCUAGAACAACAUGCCUCGUCGAAAAAUGGAUGGAAAAGGAGAGGAAAAGACAUCAAGAAACCGACACUAAACCGGUCCACGACGACGUCGUAUUCUUCAGCUCCACGUCAUCGUCUUCCGACAGCUCCGGCACGCUCUCCUCCUCCGACACCGAGUUUUUCGGUUCAAGGCCAAAACCGGUCAGGACCGGAACCCGGUCCGAUUCGGGCCGGUUCAAGUUCGACGAUGUUCAGACCGGACUGGCCGAGGCCGAUUUGAUCAAGUCGAAAUCGAGGGCGUUGAGGAUGUAUGCUAAUUUGAAGAAGGCGAAGCAGCCGAUUUCUCCCGGUGGGAGGCUCACUAGCUUUAUCAAUUCGCUUUUUAGCAAUGCCAAUGGAAAGAAAUCGAGGAAUCUCGAAUCUGGGGACGCUGAGAGGUCGACGGGCAGGAAGUGCUCGUCGGCCUCGUCGUUCUCGAGGACGUUCUUGAACAAGUAUUCGCCUCGGGUGAAGGAGAAGGCCAGGGACGAGGUGCGGAGGACGGUGAGAAUUGAACCCGAAGAUUUACGGCCACGUGGGCACAACAAGAGUGUGUGUAGUGGGGACUCGGGGAGGUUGGGGCGGCCCCCGCUACCCAAGGCCGGGUUGAACAAGAAGGUUGAGAUCGUCGCGCAAAAACAAAACAGUAAAAGGAGUGAUGUUUUUCGUAAUGUGGAGGAGUACGACGACAAAGAGGACUGUUUUAGUGACUCGAGCUCGGACUUGUUCGAGCUUGAUCACCUAGCUUUUUUCGGGAGCAAUAGGUAUAGCGAGGAGCUACCAGUGUACGAGACUACUCGUUUCAAUAAGAAUUGCGCUAUUGCUAGUCGUUUGCUUCGGUGAUUAGGGAUGAAUAAUAUUUGGUGUUUUUUAAUUUUUUUUUAUCUUAGGAGUUAGGACUUAGAUUGUACAUUGUCUUUUUAACUUAUGUUUUUUGAUCAUACCAUAUUGAAGAUGUUACUAUAUGUUACUUUUCGAUUUAUGGAAUUUAAUGAUGUAAGAAAAAAACAGGAUUUGGAAUUGAGACAAACACUGAAAAAGUAAAGAAUGGGGUGUGGUUUAGAUCCCAAGUUGGUAGGAG